Molecule: messenger RNA, 2464 nt
Organism: Gadus macrocephalus (Pacific cod)
Lineage: Eukaryota; Metazoa; Chordata; Actinopteri; Gadiformes; Gadidae
Product: zinc transporter ZIP9
Exons: 7
Coding region: 180-1097 (305 amino acids)
Biological process (GO): zinc ion transport; transmembrane transport
Cellular component (GO): membrane
Molecular function (GO): metal ion transmembrane transporter activity
Source: RefSeq, a predicted model, not a curated record
AAGAGGGAACGGGAAUGGGCAGGCUGUAGAGUAGGAGCGGCAUUUGGUUCUCCGUAUCGGAGCACACCAGUUAUUUGAAUGGACGCGUGUUCGUCAGACGCACUUUUGAACUUCGAGCUCCAGUAAUAUAGUAUUAAAGUGAUAUAACAACGCUACACAGCAUAUACGGGAACGUGACUAUGGAGGGGGGAAUCGCUAUCUUAUGUUUAUCGGUUGCCAUGUUUUUUGGAUGUUUAGUAAUCGGCUGGAUUCCACUCUUAAUCAAACUUUCUGAUCGAAGCCUACAAAUUGUCGCGAUCCUGGGAGCAGGUCUCCUGUGCGGGACAUCUCUGGCGAUCAUCAUCCCAGAGGGAACCGACCUUCUCCAAGAUACAUGGAAAGCCUCUGAAACCGCACUUGUUCAAAACAACAGCAGUGGGACGACGGUGGUGUCGUUUGCCAACAGCAUCCCCUCUCGUUUCUACAUCGGCUUAUCUCUAGUGUUCGGUUUCAUCUUCAUGUUUGUGGUGGAUCAGCUUAACCUCUACUUCUCCACGGCGACGCGCGGUUCAGGAUGCAUGCCCAACAACAGCGGCAUCACUGCAUCCUUGGGGCUAGUGAUCCAUAGUGCAGCCGACGGCGUGGCACUGGGGGCGGCGGUGGCCUCUCCCGACAUGGCGGUGCAGGUCAUAGUGUUCGUGGCUGUCAUCAUGCACAAGGCCCCGGCGGCGUUUGGCAUGGUCUCCUUCUUGAUCCACAUGGGGGUGAACAAGAGGCUGAUACAGGGUCACCUGCUGGCCUUUUCGGCCGCUGCUCCUAUUUUUGCCAUCUGCACCUACUUCAUCUUGACCGCGGUGGGUGGUUCUACCCAGAGCCGACUCACUGCUACGGGCGUGGGCAUGCUGUUCUCAGGCGGGACCUUUCUGUACGUGGCCACCGUACACGUUCUCCCCGAGGUCAGCUCGGGCCAGGGACACCACCUGUCGCCCGGGGACCUCCAGCACCUGACGGAGGCUGUCGCUGAACCCAGGGGGCCGAUGGGUCUCUUGGAGAGUCUAACCUUUAUCGGUGGAGCAGCCAUUCCUGUUCUGCUGGCGCUCGGGCUGCAGGACGACUGAUUCAACAUCCUAAGAGAAACAAUGUGCUAGUCUACACCUUAAAGGCAAAUCAAGCAUGGCUUUGACGCUAGGGGAAUUGACUUGAAUGAGAGCUCUGGGAAACUUCUCUCUUAGAUAUGCUGUCUGAAUGACCAUCCCGCAUUUCAUUACCAGGCUGGAAGUGUGUCUCAUCAGUAUCAAGUUUUUUUUUUCCAUGGUGCGAUGUGAAAGGAAGACAACAUUUCUGGGACAUGGCAUUCUGGAUGUAAUCCUAGCUCAUGUGUGAAUACCAGGAAGGCAGAUUUUGUACUGUGUCAAUAGGAUCCUUGGAUGUAGUCCACUAUCUUGAUGUUGCACCCUCUAAGAUAACACUGAUGAAACAUAAACUAGGUCACAGGUUUUUUCACAUUGUUUGUUUCUUAUAACAUUCAGCUGGAUAGCGUACACAGUCUGUACUGUACAGAUAUCAAAUAUCAAUAUGAAUCUAGAAUACACUGUGUGUGGGGAGUGUUCUGAAGAGUCAUAUGUCUGGGGUGAGAACGGUCUACCCUGGACCAGGGGGCGGGCAGUUAACUGAGUGAUGGCAGAUUUCAGCCAAUCAUCUUCUCCGUAGUGUGGUUUAGCUUUCAGGAAGUUCUUUGAAUAACUGUAAAUCACACAAAAAGUUUGCUAGCAAUGUCUUAAUUGAAAUGGCCCAAUGUUAGCUUAGUUUAAAAUUCAUUGCCAAUGUUUAUUAAAUGUACUUUAUUCAAAAUGUAGUAUUUGCAAGAAAUAUCUUUUAUAAAGAAAAUAAAUCAUUGUAAUACACAUAUUUGCCUGAGUCAUCAAGCCUUGUGAUGGCUCUGUAUGAUCCAAGCAAUUCCUUCAAAACCCUAUUGUGUGUGCCUCAAGACUGACUUGUUUGGACAACCAUGGGGCUAAACUUGGUUUAACCAGACAUUUUAUUAAGGAAUUGCAUUUCUUAAUAUUAAAUCUAUUACAUUUAGUCCAAUUGCUUGGCUUCAUGAUCCCAUUAUAAACGAAAGUUUCUCCAAGUAGCCAAAUCGUUCGGCCACUAACCAAAAUAUUUCCCCAGUAUUAAGUCAUGAGGACUGUUCUAUGCAUAAUACUGUGAUACCCAAUACAACAUGGCCUAAUACGUGCUUGUGUCUGUUGCCUGCUUAUAGGCAAAAAGUUAAAAACUGAAACAAGUAAAGCCAGUUCAGGGACAUUUACACAUGGAACGGCUGAUGAUGUCCCAGAAGUGCCUUGAUAUCUUUUACCAGCAAUGUCAGCGAUAAAUGUGCUGACGACAGUUGAAGACCUGUUUUUUUUCAUAUAACAUAUUUCCGUGUACCAGUGACCCUCUGUGAACCUCCAUGUGAUGAAUAAAAACAAACAAAUACAGA